AUGGCUGCUCGUGAAUUCUCUCUCUCUUUCGAGAUUACACCCCCAACAGCUGUCCGCCCUGGGAUCCCAUUCACCAUCCCAGUGAUCAUUGCUGUGAACCCAAUUGGUACACCAGCACAAAACGUCCAGCAUCUUGUUGUCAGUGCCUCACUUCGUGAUGAAGCCGGUUCAGGAGCCGCCGCAGGCCUGAGCGGCAACCUCACGGCAAGCGUCCGCAGCCGAUCCGACAACGCAAUGAGCGGCUAUGCGAAAUUCAUUCCACUCACCAUCUCGCAACCGGGCAAAUUCCGACUGAGGGUCAUGCUUAGUGCGGCCUCCUACGGCGGCGUUGUAACGAAAGAAUAUGUUGAUUCGACAGUCAUCCAUGUGCACGCCGGCGCGGCUGCCCAACGGCCAACUCCGACUCAAGUGACACGGCUUCAACGGCUCACGACUGAAAACUUGGAUAUUUCUGCCGCCAACAUUGCUGCAUGGCAGGGCGCGUGA
Messenger RNA from Penicillium salamii, 486 nucleotides. Lineage: Eukaryota; Fungi; Ascomycota; Eurotiomycetes; Eurotiales; Aspergillaceae. The record is from the annotation of a GenBank genome assembly.